CUAAUUUUCCAAAAAGCCCCUUUACCAACCUAAACUCAACAUGCCUCCUAGAAGACAAAAUACUCCUCGUUAACGAGCUGUUCAAGAUGUAGAGAUGGAAGAAUUAUGUCAACAAAUUCAAAGGCUUCAAGAGAGACUCAAAGCUUUUGAGGGUCAACAAGUUCAACAAGCUCAACCCCCUCAAGAUGAAUCACAUGAGUUAGAGGAAGAUUCUGAUGAUGAGAACCCCUUCCAUCACCGAAGGGAUAAUGAAAGCUCAUCAUCAAUAGAAAAAGUUCAUUGUCGACGUCCCCAACAAAAUGCUACUUCUAAAUCCACUGACCUUGGCAUUAAUAUCGAUAUUCCAAAAUUUGAAGGUCACCUUCAACUUGAUGAAUUUAUCGAUUGGUUGCACACUGUGGCACGUGUAUUUGAACUCAAGGAUAUUCCUGACUAUAAGUGUGUGAAGCUUGUCGCUAUCAAAUUGAAGAAACAUGCAUCCAUUUGGAAAGUUGUCACCAUUAUUGGAGGAGAGGUUCACGAAGUCUCAGAAGAUGAAGUAGAAAAGGAGCAUAAGGAUGAGAUUGAGCCACCACAACUUGACGAAGAACUCAUCCCAACUGACCAUGGAGAAUCUUUGGUUGUGCGUCGUAGUCUUCAUGCUACCAUAACCAAGGAUGAAGAUUGGCUCCGACAUAACAUCUUUCACACCAGAUGUACUUCUCAAGGGAAAGUUUGCAAUGUCAUCAUCGACAGUGGAAGUUAGGAAAUCCGAUUUGUUCUUAAAGAAUUUUCUGAUGUUGUUCCUGAUGAGAUCUUUCUUGGAUUACCACCGAUGAGAGACAUUCAACAUGCCAUUGAUUUCAUCCCAAGAUUUGUCAUCCCAAACAAGCUUGCUUAUUGGAUGAACCCUUGGGAGCAUGUCGAACUUCAACGACAAGUUAAAGACCUAUUAGAGAAAGGACUUGUCAAGGAAAGUAUUAGACCAUGUGCAGUACCUGUGCUACUAGUCCCAAAGAAAGAUGGAACUUAGAGAAUGUGUGUUGAUAGUCGAGUAGUCAAUAAAAUCACUAUCAAAUA
Molecule: messenger RNA, 1059 nt
Organism: Rubroshorea leprosula
Lineage: Eukaryota; Viridiplantae; Streptophyta; Magnoliopsida; Malvales; Dipterocarpaceae
Source: the annotation of a GenBank genome assembly